AUGGAGAGGAUUGACAGCACCUUGAAGUGCACAAGCCGAAAAUAUGCUUUUAAGGCUAUUAACCAGGGUGGCCUUACAUCAGUAGCUGUCAGAGGGAAAGACUGUGCAGUAAUUGUCACGCAGAAGACAGUACCUGACAAAUUAAUAGAUUCCAGCACAGUGACUCACUUAUUCAAGAUAACUGAAAACAUUGGUUGUGUGAUGACCAGAAAGACAGCUGACAGCAGAUCUCAGGUGCAGAGGGCACGCUAUGAGGCAGCUAACUGGAAAUACAAGUAUGGCUAUGAGAUUCCUGUGGACAUGCUGUGUAAAAGAAUUGCUGAUAUUGGCCAGGUCUACACACAGAAUGCUGAAAUGAGGCCUCUUGGUUGUUGUAUGAUUUUAAUUGGUAUAGAUGAAGAGCAAGGCCCUCAGGUAUAUAAGUGUGAUCCCGCAGGUUACUACUGUGGGUUUAAAGCCACUGCGGCAGGAGUUAAACAAACUGAGUCAAUCAGCUUCCUUGAAAAAAAAGUGAAGAAGAAAUUUGAUUGGACAUUUGAACAGACAGUGGAAACUGCAAUUCCAUGCUUGUCUACUGUUUUAUCAAUUGAUUUCAAACCUUCAGAAAUAGAAGUUGGAGUAGUGAGAUUUGAAAAUCCUAAAUUCAGGAUUCUUGCAGAAUCAGAGAUUGAUGCUCACCUUGUUGCUCUAGCAGAGAGAGACUAAACAUUGUCCUUAGUCUGCCAGAUCCAUGAUGUCACUUACCUGUGUGUUUGGUAAAAACAGACCAACAUUACGGAGAUCCCUGGAUUGAAAAACGAGCCUCUCCCAUUCCUCCUACCACCGAAGUGGUUAGGACUCUAUGUAAAUAAAAACAGUGCUUUUGGA
Messenger RNA from Callithrix jacchus (white-tufted-ear marmoset), 867 nucleotides. Its product is annotated as proteasome subunit alpha type-6-like. Gene Ontology annotation, cellular component: proteasome core complex. The record is from RefSeq and is a predicted model, not a curated record. Lineage: Eukaryota; Metazoa; Chordata; Mammalia; Primates; Cebidae.